Molecule: messenger RNA, 3037 nt
Organism: Zeugodacus cucurbitae (melon fly)
Lineage: Eukaryota; Metazoa; Arthropoda; Insecta; Diptera; Tephritidae
Product: protein-associating with the carboxyl-terminal domain of ezrin
Exons: 4
Coding region: 326-2638 (770 amino acids)
Source: RefSeq, a predicted model, not a curated record
UAAAAGUGAAAUUAUAUAUUUUAGCUAAAGUUUAUAUUAUUUUACAUUUUUAAUUCGCUAAAAUUAUAAACUUUCCCAACAGCUGUUGAAACGAGUCUCGUACACAUAGUCAACAUAGUGCAAAUGUCAAAAACGAAGUAUGUCGAAAGCUGUCAAAUUGUGUAUAUGGAAAGAUUUUAAAUCCAAUUGUAUACUAAUAAAUUAUAAUGAAAAAGUGUUAAAUUAAAGUAAAUGUAUCAAGCAAAAUUAAACCUAACAACAAUAAUAAUAAUAUAAUUGUACAUACGCUUUUGUGUGAGGUACCGUUACGGUCAAAGCAGUAGUGAUGGGCAAUGAUACCAGCCGUCUAAAGGGAUUAGUGAUUGAUAAGAAUUCUGUGGAAGCAAACGACUUCUGGACACUAUACAAUGCUGAAUCACCAACUACUUCAAAUGAGGAUGGGCGACAACUACUUUCCAUAUUUCAAGGUGAAGCCGUAGUAAAUGGACAAUUAUGGGUGAUACAAGUGCCAUUAGAACGCGCUAUAAAGAAUUUAAUGAUAUAUCGCCAUCCAUAUAUAUUGAAAUAUGUAACUACUUGGGAACAAGGUGGCCAAAAGCAUUUAGCUACAGAAAGAGUACGUCCUCUAAGUAUGGUAUUAUCCACACAAAACAGUUUACAAGUUUGUCUUGGAUUACAAACAAUUCUCUGCAGUUUGAUCUUCUUGGUUGAGAAGGCUAUGGGACGCCACCUUAACAUUUGUAUCUCAUCGAUUUACGUCACAGACGAUGGUAGCUGGCGGUUAGCUGGCUUUGAAUAUGUGUGGAAGCAUAAAGAGAUUACAAAAUCGUUACUAGAUUUAGUAAAGACAUAUCGCUAUUCCGUUGCAGUCGACACCAAUGAAGGUAAAGACAAUAGUAGUGAUGCUAUUGAACAGUUUGCCUUUGCAACACUAUGUGAAGAGGUAUUGAAUAAAUGCAGCAAAAAGGAGACCACUGAGACACCACACGCGCAAGAGUUUCGUGAAUAUUGCGCCACCCACCUCAAACACAGUAAUGCCCAACUGCGACCACGUCUGUCGGCAGUGCUAUUACAUCCAUAUUUCAAUCACGAAUUCGUACUUAUACAUUCCUUCCUAUUCGAAUUGCCUUUGAAAAGUAUGCAAGAGAAGCAGGAUUUUUUUACCGGUCUCAUCGAUCGUUUGCGCUAUUUCAAAGAGGAAGUUGUGGGUGCGCAAUUAGCUGCGGAUCUACUUUCACGUAUGGUGUUGCUGGACCCCACAGCACAGUUGUGUGUUACACCGUAUGUGUUGAAAACGAAAAUCGACCACUCGGCGGCAUUAUUUUCCAAUCACACAUACGUGCGCUACAUUAUGCCGCAUAUAAAGAAAAUGUUUCGUUUGCGUGAUGCGCAAAUACGUUUAAUAUUGCUCGAGUAUUUUAUGGAAUUUGUACGCUUACUUUCAAAAGAAGAACUUCUAGAGUGUAUACUACCUUAUUUGCUAGAAGGUAUGAAUGAUACGAACGAUGUGCUAGUUGCGAAGACACUACGUUGUAUGGCUGAUUUAGUACCCAUACUUGGUGCAUCCACAGUAAUUGCUGGGAAUCGUACGCGCAUCUUCUCCGAUGGUCGUCCACAUGCAGCUGUUUCAGAUGCCACAACACACUGGGUGGAACCACGUUCCAUUACGCCAGUGAUGGGUAACAACAUAGACUACAUGGUAUCAGAUAGUCCACUGCCAGAUCACGUGGAUUUGAGUAGCAGUUUUAAUUCACUGCCGCAGGUCGAAUUGAGUGAGACCUCCGAUAUGCCACCACGUUUAAGUCCAGACGGUGGUGAAGAUAAUAAAAGUGUUGUUAUUGGAGACGGUGUAAUUGGUGGCUUAACUCAACAACAAGAAGAUGAUGUGGAAAAUACGAAUGAAACGAUAGAAGAGCUAGAAAUGCUCACCAACAGUGAUGCAGCGGUUUUAAUUAAUCAAAGUGUUAACCAUAAUAUAAAUACCAGCUUAGACUUGUGUAUAGAUAAACCAAGCGCGAACGGAGAAGACGUUGAAAAGGCGUCCAUUAAUGAUUUUCACUGUCACAACGUUGUUGAAAAUGGCGAUGAUGAUGAAAUUGAAGAAUGGUCCGAUUGGGAAACAGAUGAAUUACAAAAACUUAAUCAAACCACAGAAGCUGAUGCGUCGACUACUGCGCAUACAAUACAGACAGCUUCACAUCAACUUUCAACCACACUGCCUUUGAAUAAUGUUGAAGCUGCAGCGCUGCCAGCAAAAUCCAAAAAUGUGAGUGAUAAUAAAUUAGAGGCAAAUAGCAAAGCGGAGCGGAGUAAACUAAAAAUCAACGAUGAUCUCAACGCAUUCGACAUCAUUGUGCAAAAGACGGCGACGACAACGAAUGAGCAGAGUGCUGAGUUCGACUUCUUUAAAGACAUGGAACCCGUUAUCGCGUCAAAAAGCAACAAAAUAAUGGACACAGGGAUUUUAACAACAAAUUCAACUUCAACUACAACGAAAUUGCCAAAUAAAAAUGAAAAUGAAGUUAUCGUAAUCGAUAAUAGUCGAUUUGCCGCAGUGACAAUGCAUGCGGAUGAUAUUGCGGCCGGUGGUGACGGCUGGGGCAUGGACGAUGAUGUGGAGGAUGUGUGGAAGGAAUAAUACGUUGCUUAACGCGUCUAAUGUUUUGCAAUGUCAAAAAUGUAAACAGUGUCCACAAAUGUCGGCAGUUUACAAGAAAGUUGAAUCUUGUUAAAAUUGUGCAUAUGUUAAUUUUGUAUUUAGUUAAACAAGCAAUGCGCCUGUAAAAAGUGCACGGAUAUAAUUUGUCACUUUAAAAUAAUGCGUUUUGGUGGCAUUACCACUAAUCCACUUGAUUGAUAUUUGUAUUAUUGCUUUCAAAUUAACGGAAAAGUUAAAGAUGUUUCAACCACACGAAAAAACAUUGCUGUAGAUACAUUCAUUUUAGUAAAAGUAAAGUGAAUCAAAAUAAGUAUAUAAAUUUGACCAAUUAAAAAACAUUAAAAGAAUUAGUAAAUUGGUAUUUUACCAUGAAAAAAA